AUGUUAAUUAUUUGGGGUACGGGGGUGGGUCUGAAGUGCACCCAUUACCCGUCUCUGCCCCCUCCCAUUCUCCGUCCCCCUCCCAUUCUCCGUCCCUCUCCCAUUCUCCGUCCCCCUCCCAUUCUCCGUCCCCCUCCCAUUCUCCGUCCCUCCUCCCAUUAUCCAUCCCUCCCUCCCAUUCUCCGUCCCUCCACCCAUUAUCCAUCCCUCCCUCCCAUUCUCCGUCUACCCUCCCAUCCUCCGUCUACCCUCCCAUUCUCCGUCUACCCUCCCAUCCUCCGUCUACCCUCCCAUUCUCCGUCUACCCUCCCAUCCUCCGUCUACCCUCCCAUUCUCCGUCUACCCUCCCAUCCUCCGUCUACCCUCCCAUUCUCCGUCUACCCUCCCAUCCUCCGUCUACCCUCCCAUUCUCCGUCUACCCUCCCAUCCUCCGUCUACCCUCCCAUUCUCCGUCUACCCUCCCAUCCUCCGUCUACCCUCCCAUUCUCCGUCUACCCUCCCAUCCUCCGUCUACCCUCCCAUUCUCCGUCUACCCUCCCAUCCUCCGUCUACCCUCCCAUUCUCCGUCUACCCUCCCAUCCUCCGUCUACCCUCCCAUUCUCCGUCUACCCUCCCAUCCUCCGUCUACCCUCCCAUUCUCCGUCUACCCUCCCAUCCUCCGUCUACCCUCCCAUUCUCCGUCUACCCUCCCAUCCUCCGUCUACCCUCCCAUUCUCCGUCUACCCUCCCAUCCUCCGUCUACCCUCCCAUUCUCCGUCUACCCUCCCAUCCUCCGUCUACCCUCCCAUUCUCCGUCUACCCUCCCAUCCUCCGUCUACCCUCCCAUUCUCCGUCUACCCUCCCAUCCUCCGUCUACCCUCCCAUUCUCCGUCUACCCUCCCAUCCUCCGUCUACCCUCCCAUUCUCCGUCUACCCUCCCAUUCUCCAUCCCCCCUCCCAUUCUCCGUCUACCCUCCCAUCCUCCGUCUACCCUCCCAUUCUCCGUCUACCCUCCCAUUCUCCAUCCCCCCUCCCAUUCUCCGUCUACCCUCCCAUCCUCCGUCUACCCUCCCAUGCUCCGUCUACCCUCUCAUCCACCGUCUACCCUCCCAUUCUCCGUCUAACCUCCCAUUCUCCAUCCCCCUCCCAUUCUCCGUCUACCCUCCCAUUCUCCAUCCCCCCUCCCAUUCUCCCUCUACCCUCCCAUCCUCCGUCUACCCUCCUAUUCUCCGUCUACUCUCCCAUUCUCCAUCCCCCUCCCAUUCUCCGUCUACCCUCCCAUUCUCCAUCCCCCUCCCAUUCUCCGUCUACCCUCCCAUUCUUCGUCUACCCUCCCAUCCUCCAUCCCCCCUCCCAUUCUGGGGAGGGUUAAUGACGUGUAGUUACCUAACGUCUGGCGACACCCACGAGCGACACCCACCAGCGACACCCACGAGCGACACCCACCAGCGACUCCCACCAGCGUCCACCAGCGACACCCACCAGCGACACCAACCAGCGACACCCACCAGCGACACCCACCAGCGACACCCACCAGCGACACCCACCAGCGACACCCACGAGCGACUUAAGACAUUCAAGAUGAAAGAAUGUCUUUGA
Hyalella azteca is the source of this 1578-nucleotide messenger RNA. RefSeq names its product proline-rich extensin-like protein EPR1. Bases 1 to 1578 code for a protein of 525 amino acids. NCBI's taxonomy places the organism in Eukaryota, Metazoa, Arthropoda, Malacostraca, Amphipoda, Hyalellidae. The transcript is spliced from 2 exons. The record is from RefSeq and is a predicted model, not a curated record.